AUCAAGUAGAUGUCACUUCCGCCCCUUUUAUUUGCGCCAUUUUGGAGGGCAGUUUCUAGUCUGGAUGUGUAUUGUCUGUCAGAGAAAAGAAUGGGCAAAGCGCUAUCGGCUGCCAGGCAAUCAUAGGCAGACUUUAGGCAAUAUAUUUGAAAGAGGGGCUCCGCCGGUGGUUGUUGCCAACAAUAGGACAUGUGUCCGCCCUUACUGUUCCAGGGAAUGGAGGUUUUAAUUGUCUAAUGAGGCUCGGAGGCUUUCUGUUCCCGUUUGCCGACCAGAGGGAAGAGGAGAGCCCUGUUCGGCGAGGGAGAGUCGGCUUUGGAGGGUAGACCGACGGCCGGGUGGGCUGGUUCUCCCCCCACGAAGAUAGUGGUCACCUGAAAGGAUAUUAACGUUACCGAGAUAUCUGCUGGGGAAAAGUGAGAGUGUCCAUACAUCGCCUCAGCCAUCCUGAGGUGACACAUUUCACUCAGACGGGAGCACUGGAUGUGAAAGCAGGUGGGCAGAAUGUUCCAGCUCCCUGUCAAUAACCUGGGCAGUCUACGGAAAGCGAGGAAAAAUGUCAAGAAGGUCCUGGGAGACAUCGGCUUGGAGUUCUGCAGAGAUCACCUAGAGGACUAUAAAGACUUUACUCCUCCAGAGGUGUAUAUAAAGCACACUACCUGGGACGAUGUGUGCAUGUGGGAACCAUCACAUACCAAAGUCCAGGACUACAGAUCAAAGCCUUUCUGCUGCUCUGGCUGCCUCUUUUCAUCCAAGUACUUCUCUGCAUACAAGAGCCAUUUCCGCAAUGUCCACAGCGAGGACUUUGAGAACAACAUUCUGCUCAACUGCCCCUACUGCACUUACAAUGGUAACAAAAAGACUCUGGAAACGCACAUCAAACUGUUCCACAUGCCCAACAGCACUGUGCGUCAGGGCCCUGGUGGAAUGGUGGCGGGAGCUGGCGGUAUCAUGAUGAAGGACGGGAUGCUGAAAAGGACUGGGGACAGUGUGGAACAAGCGGUGUACUACUGCAAGAAGUGCACCUACAGGGACCCUUUGUACAAUGUGGUGCGAAAGCACAUCUACCGGGAACACUUCCAGCAAGUGGCCCAGCCCUAUAUUGUGAAACCAGGAGACAAGACAAAUGCUCAGAAUGGUGGCACAGCAGGGAAUACAGAAAGUAAUAACACAAACAAUGUUAACAGUAACCAGAUUCACUGCAAGAAGUGUCUGUUUGUUCCGAGGUACUAUGAGGCACUUGUUCAACACGUCAUUGAGGAUCACGAGCGAAUUGGCUACCAGGUGACUGCCAUGAUUGGCCACACCAGUGUGAUAGUCCCCCGCCCCAAACCCAUCAUCAUGAUCCCCCCUAAAACCCAGGGAGACAAGACCAUCAUUGGGAUGGGCCCUAAAGGUGCAGUAAUGGCCACUACCAGGUCUCCGGGCUCACAACAGCUGGGUCGUGUUAUCAUCUCAUCAAAACAAGGCUUCAACUCUCAAAGCCUUCUGUCUGGAAUGAAACAUGAUGGAGUAAGGUUAAAGGCUGGGACCACCCAGCCGUUCUCUUUAGGCAGCCAGCAGGUGAGGGUUACUUUGCCUGGGAAUGCCCAGGUUUCUAUGCCCCAGCAGUCACAUGCAGCGAAGCAGCUUAUUUCUGGUGGCAGCCUGCGGAGUCCAGUUGUGGUCAAUGCCUCCUCUUCACUCAAAUCCAACCCUCUGGGCUCACGUGUCCAGGCGGCAGCUACUACUGUAGCCUCUGUCACGGCCAAGAAAAGCGGCUCCUCAGUCCUCGGCACAUCCUACACUCAGAAAUGGAAAAUCUGCACUAUCUGCAAUGAGCUCUUCCCUGAGAACGUGUACAGUUCUCAUUUUGAGAAGGAGCACAAAGCGGAGAAAGUGCCUGCUGUAGCCAACUACAUCAUGAAGAUCCACAACUUCACCAGCAAGUGUCUCUACUGCAACCGCUAUCUUCCCAGUGACACAUUAUUAAACCACAUGUUGAUCCACGGCCUGUCUUGCCCACACUGCCGUGCAACCUUCAACGACGUAGAAAAGAUGGUGGCUCACAUGCGGCUGUCGCACCCUGAUGAGAGCGUUGGCCCACGCACAGAUUCUCCCUUGACCUUUGACCUCACUCUGCAGCAGGGUAAUCCCAAGAAUGUUCAGUUGAUUGUCACUACUUACAACAUGAAAGACGCCCCUGAGGAGUCAGUGGCAUUUCACGCUCAAAACAACAACACCUCUGUAUCAUCAGCCUUGUCUGCCUCGCUACUGUCAGGCAAGAGAUUAAUGCCCCAGCACCUGCCCAAAACACCUUCAGGGGCUGCUGACAGUGCACCAACCAAGAGUGCUCCGCAGGCAUCUGUGCCCUACAAGAGGGAUGUGGGCAAGACACUGUGUCCUCUUUGCUUCUCUAUCCUCAAAGGCCCAAUCUCAGACUCACUGGCCCAUCACCUCAGAGAGAGGCAUCAGGUCAUUCAGACAGUCCACCCUGUAGAAAAGAAACUGACCUACAAGUGUAUUCACUGUUUGGGGGUUUAUACUAGUAACAUGACAGCCUCAACCAUCACUCUACACCUGGUGCACUGUCGAGGUGUAGGGAAAUCCCAAAAUGGGCAGGACAGCCGGGCAGCUCAUUCUUCUCGGGUCAGCCAGGCCCAGAGCAGCACUCUCAAACGGCCCAGCUUUGAUAGCUCUGACACUAGUGCACCAAAACGAAGGAAGCCCCCUGGGGAAAGGGCCCACCCACGGGACAGCAACGGUCCAUCUACGUAUGUAGAAAAUCCUGAUGAACCUGUAGUUCUGGCUCUUGACCCCAAAGGACACGAAAACGAGUCAUACGAAUCCAGGAAGGCAUUUCUUACGCAGUACUUUAAUAAAGCACCAUAUCCCACACGUGGGGAGGUUGAGAAACUGGCCGGCAGUCUUUGGUUGUGGAAGUCGGACAUCUCAAGCCACUUUGUCAACAAAAGGAGGAAAUGCGUCCAGGAAUGCGAAACCCAGAAUGCCAGCGUGUUGCUCGGGUUCAGUAUGCAGGAGCUCAGCAAAGUGAGUCACGAGCUGGCGCUUCCCCAUGAUGGCGUGUAUGAGGGCAGACAUAGCAAAAGGCGGACAUCCAGGACACGUAUAGGGGUGUCAGAGCAGGCUUUGCGGAGACAAAGGGAGCUUGUAGCUGCUAACGGUGGUGUUGCCCCGCCACAGAAGGGAAAGCCAACCGGGACUGCGGAAGUUACUAAAGCAGCACCACCUGCCCCCAAAUCCAGCAGUGCCAGCAGAGACCAAACCAAGACAAUCAACAGCACCUUACCACAGAAAAUACCUCUAGACCUUUCAGAGCCUAUCGCCAUCGACUCUGACAGUGAUGAGGAAGAGCAGCAGAAGGAUAACAAGGAACGAGAAGGAGAGGUACAUCACCAUGGUGACAAAGUGCUUACUGGAGCUAAGGAGACAACGGAGCCAAGGACAGGGGCCAAGAUUGUUUCGGAUCUAGACGAUAUGUCGGAUGAAGAUGAUGAUGAUGAUGACGACGACGACGAUGAUGAUGAUGACGACGAUGAUGAGGACGAAGAUGCACACGUAGAGAACGGCUUCGGGCCCACAGGAGGACAGGCUGCUAAAGGAAGAGACACUCUACCCAUCAUUAUUCCCAAGUUUGUACCAUCAUCUGCAAGAAGCGGGAGAGAUGGAGCCCAGCUGGGCAAACAGCAGGUCUGACUGAUGAAAUCAAAAAGACUCACACAGUCAGAGACACGUUAGAUUUGAUCAACGCCAACUAAUCUGCCUCGCCUGAACUGAAGGACACUGCCCGCUUACAUUGGGUGUCUGUGAAGGAGCGUCAAAGAAAGAACUCAAGUGAAAACUCAAAACAAGCCAUCCAAUGACUUUAAAGGCAGGACUCAACGAGCAGCUAGGAUUGAUGUAAAGAUUUGUGAACAAAGUUUCAAUGUUUCCUCCCCAUGCUGGAGGGGAGGUGCAAAGACAACAGUGAAGUCACACCAAACAAAGAAAGUUUUUGCCUUCUGUAUACUUUAUUACAAUGACAUAAGGAGUUAUUAACAUUGAUUUAGCCACUGAAAUUGUAAGCGUGGCUUGAAAUGAGUUGUAAGGUAACGCUUUUAAGAUGACCAGAUAAUCCAUCAUUUUUCAUGUGGUUAUACUGAGAUGAAUGGUGUAAAUUUGUACAGUCUUUUAGACAUGUUUGGACGGACAUUGCCGUACAUGUACUCUUAAAUAUUUGCUAUUACCCGUGUGUAAGGUAGCCUCAUAUGUUCUACAUUGGUAUGCUUAACGAUAGUUGUCGCUUUGGUGGCUGGUAUUUUCUCGUAUGUUUAAGUUUAUUUUUUAACAAAAACCUAGUUUUUUUGCAAAAUAAUAUAUCUAUAUAUAAACGAAAUAACAGAAUUGAUUUGUUUUUGCUUUAAACUUGAUUAGAUUUUAUUUUUUUAAUUUCCUUUUUCUGUUUCUUUUUUUCUGUUCUGAAAGGAUAGUGGCGCUGAGCUAUUCACAUUCUCUUACAGUUGAAAGGAGCAUUUCAUCAACCUUUUGCAGCCUUAUGCUCAUUAGCCUUGACUGUACUGUACUUGCUUUCUGUUUUCACGAUUUUAACUUGAUGUUUCUUUGCCCCACAAGACUGGACAGUGACCACCAUACUGACAUCUACAAAAUGAAAGCAAUUUUUUUUUUCUCAAAAAAAGAGAGUUGUGUUCAAUUUGUGUUCUUUGAAUUGUGUGUAUUUGUUUAUGUUUUCAUUUUUCACUUAAGCAUUUAUGAACAAUAAAGUGCUGUAAUUGUGCUUCUCACAGAACUGACGGCCAUGCCAGCUUCUUUGUUUAAAGGGAGGAACAGAGGGAUUGUGCACAAAAAUAAUCUUGCUGAUUGUUGAUGAACAGCAAUAGUUAGAAAAGCUUUGAAUGUCUUUUAUGUUUUAGAUCAUGAGGGUUGUAAAUCAGCUUUUGUCUAGACUUUCUCCUUAAACUUACUUCUUAAAACGGCAAUAUGUCUUUUAUGCUAAGACAUGUUCACAUUCAAAACUAAGCAGGGUUUCCAUGAUCAUGCACAACCUUGAAAAAUACAUGGAAUUCCACAAUCUCAUUUUUCAGGCAUGGAAAACUCAAGGAAUCUGUAAAAUUCUUAAAAGCUUUGGAAAAGUCAUGGAAUUUUGUUGUCUGUAAUGAAAUUAAUUAUUUUAGUAAUCUUCUGUGGAUAACCUUCCACAUAAUGUAACAUAACAGCAAAUUUGUUUUUCUGUAGCUGUUGUCGUGACAUAGCCCUAAUUUGUGUUGUUGUGUGACCUUUUUUUUUUUUUUACCAUCACAUACAGUUCUUUGUUUCUUUGUUCUGUCUCUACCUCCAUAAAUGCCAGCUACCUGGAAUUAUGUUUGAAAUGAGUUUGAAUCUGAUAUGUUUGAAUAACGCUGAGCGAGUCGGACAAGAAACAUUUUGUUGUGACAUAGUGAUUUAACAUGUAGGGUCAUCAGUCCCAAAGUUUCUAUAACUAUGCCCCACUAAUACUCUUAAAUUGUUCUGCAUUUUAGAGAUUGAGCAAGUAAUGCCGGCAGCCCAUGGCGUUCAAUCGUCAUUAGGAGUACCAGUGUGCACUUUGGUUUUUACUGCUCUGAAAGUAGAGCAUGGUAGUUCCAAGGUACGGAGCAGUCUUUUUUAUGAACAAAUCAACCAACAGGCCAACUGAACUGUCAGCUGUCACUCCCCCACUCUGAGAGCUCCACUGCUCUGUGUCCUCAGACCACAUUCAGAGUAAAGUACACGGUAUAUUUCUGUUGGUGUUAUACAUUGUAAAUAGUCAUAGAAAAUUUAUUAUGGGUCUUUGAAUAGUCAUGGCAGAGUUUAAAAAUGUUGCCCA
Messenger RNA from Epinephelus fuscoguttatus (brown-marbled grouper), 5842 nucleotides. It is a transcript of the gene adnpb, whose product is annotated as activity-dependent neuroprotector homeobox b. The record is from RefSeq and is a predicted model, not a curated record. Gene Ontology annotation, cellular component: nucleus. The transcript is spliced from 4 exons. Gene Ontology annotation, biological process: regulation of gene expression. Bases 505 to 3696 code for a protein of 1063 amino acids. NCBI's taxonomy places the organism in Eukaryota, Metazoa, Chordata, Actinopteri, Perciformes, Serranidae. Gene Ontology annotation, molecular function: DNA binding.